Molecule: messenger RNA, 1965 nt
Organism: Brassica oleracea var. oleracea
Lineage: Eukaryota; Viridiplantae; Streptophyta; Magnoliopsida; Brassicales; Brassicaceae
Product: conserved oligomeric Golgi complex subunit 8-like
Exons: 12
Coding region: 110-1819 (569 amino acids)
Biological process (GO): intra-Golgi vesicle-mediated transport
Cellular component (GO): COG complex
Source: RefSeq, a predicted model, not a curated record
UAAAAAUUGAAAGAGCGAUUGAUUUCAGAUCCAAACUGAGAAAAAUCUUGAAAUCUCCUCCUCCUGUGUUCAUCCUGGGAUCUGUACACAUUCUUCUAGAACAUUCUGAAUGGCGACGGAGGUCGUGGAGAUGUCUCCGCCGGAGGCGACGGCGAGCCUUCUCUCCCUCGCUUCCGCCUCUCAGCAACCGUACGUGUCCGAGCUCCUCUCCUUCACUCUCGAUCGUCUCCACAAGGAGCCGGAGCUGCUUCGAGUGGACGCGGAGCGGAUUCAGAGGCAAAUGCAAGAGGUUGCUGUUGGGAAUUACCGAGCGUUUAUCACCGCCGCUGAUGCUUUGCUUGCGAUCCGCCAGGAGGUAUCCUCCAUCGAUAAGCAUCUCGAGUCUCUGAUUGGUGAAGUCCCAAAACUGACGUCUGGUUGCACAGAGUUUAUUGAGUCUGCUGAGAAUAUUCUGGUGAAGAGGAAGAUGAACCAAGCUUUGCUGGCAAAUCACAGCACUCUUCUUGACUUGCUUGAGAUUCCUCAACUUAUGGACACAUGCGUGAGAAAUGGAAAUUUUGAUGAAGCUCUUGACCUGGAAGCAUUUGUAUCGAAACUUGCAACCAUGCAUCCCAAAUUGCCCGUUAUCCAAGCACUUGCAGCUGAGGUUAGACAAACAACUCAGUCACUUCUCUCACAGCUUCUCCAGAAACUACGCUCCAAUAUACAGUUGCCAGAAUGUCUCCGAAUUAUUGGCUACUUGCGCCGAAUAGGAGUCUUUGGCGAGUAUGAAAUGCGGUUACAGUUCUUAAGAUGCCGUGAGGCAUGGCUCACUGGAAUUCUUGAGGAUCUUGACCAGAAAAAUGCAUAUGAGUAUUUAAAAGGCAUGAUAAACUGCCAUAGGAUGCACCUAUUCGAUGUGGUUAAUCAAUAUCGAGCUAUUUUUGCUGAUGAUACAUCGGGGAGUGAAGAAAAUUAUGAUGGUGGACUUCUGUUUAGCUGGGCCAUGCAUCAAAUAACAUCGCACCUGAAGACUCUGAAAGUCAUGCUCCCAAAGAUUACCGAAGGAGGAUCUCUAUCGAAUAUUCUGGAUCAGUGCAUGUACUGUGCUAUGGGACUUGGUUGGGUUGGGCUAGACUUCCGUGGUCUGCUUCCUCCUCUUUUUGAAGAGGCGGUUCUGAACUUGUUUUCCAAGAACAUGAACACAGCAGUUGAGAAUUUCCAGUUGGUUUUGGAUUCGCAUCGAUGGGUUCCGUUACCAUCUGUUGGCUUCCCAUCAACUGGUUUCAAUGACGAUAGCAAAGAUGACGUCACACCUCCAUCAUACUUGAUGGAGCACCCGCCUCUUGCAGUUUUCACAAACGGUGUAUCUGCUGCUUUGAACGAACUACGUCCGUGUGCCCCACUAAGUCUGAAGAAUCUUAUUGCUCAUGAAUUGAUCAAAGGGCUUCAAGCGGUCUCUGACUCCUUACUUAGAUACAACACAACUCGGAUGCUUCGACUCAACGAAUCCAAUCUUUUCCUCUCACUUUGCCGAGCUUUUGUCGAGGUGGUUUUUCCACAUUGCGCCACAUGCUUUGGCCGGUGUUAUCCAGGUGGUGCCAGUAUCGUUAUGGAUGCCAAGAGCGCGUACGAAGGUCUAAGUCGCAUAUUAGCCGCUUCUUCCUCUCCAGAACCAUCCAACAAACUAGUAAAGACCAUCAGCACCGACGCAACGAGUGCAUCAGAGAACGGUGUCGCCUCCCAAGUCGAAGAAAAACAAGUCGAGAGUCCGAACAAAAAAGAAGAGGACAGUCACAUUCCCUUGCAGAUCCCUGAGACAACACCACACGAGUCUUGAAAGUUUUCUUAAUUUUUUCUUAUAACGGCAUGAAAAAAAUAAACAAGAGGGAAAAUUAAUCGAAGAACGACAAUAAAUUAUUAUCUAUACUAGGUAGAAACCCGCUCUACCCCGCGAGAUAUUAUAACACGAAUUGAUUUUGUUUA